AUGGCAUUACAAGAAGUUCUUCCUUACAAUCCGUUUUUGAAAACCCCAAUGGAUCCUGAUGAAGAGAUUGUUAUAUCUGGUAUUUCUGGAAGAUUUCCAGAGUCUGAUAAUUUGCACCAAUUUCGAGAAAAUCUUAUGAACAAAGUUGAUCUGAUCACUGAUGAUUCUCGUCGCUGGAUAUUAGAUCACCCGGAAAUUCCCCAAGCGACUGGAAAAGUAAAUUAUAUUGAGAAGUUUGACGCAGCUUUUUUCGGUUAUGACUUUAAGGAAGCCCACACAAUGGAUCCCCAGGGUAGAAUGUUGAUGGAGCACGCUUAUGAAGCUAUCGUUGAUGCUGGAGUCAAUCCCAAGAACUUGAGAGGCACUAACACUGGGGUGUUCGUGGGGGCAUGUUGCGCAGAGUCUGAGAUCGUUUGGAUUUACCAAAAACUUCAGAAAGAUGGGUAUGGUGUUACUGGAUCGUGCCGGGCUAUGCUAGCGAAUCGAUUGAGUCAAUGGCUGGGAGUAAAAGGACCAAGUUACACUGUCGAUUCUGCCUGCAGUUCGAGUCUCUUCGCCAUGGAGCAUGCAUACAGAGCCCUCCGGACUGGUCUGUGUGAUUAUGCUCUCGUUGGUGGCACCAAUCUUUGUCUUCACCCCUAUGUGUCAUUUCAAUUUUCGCGUUUAGGUGUUUUGUCUCGUGACGGUCGAUCGAAACCGUUUGAUAACAGCGCGAAUGGUUAUGCGAGGGGUGAGACUAUAAGCGUCGUUUUUCUUCAGAAAGCCAAGGAUGCAAAGCGUAUUUAUGCAAACAUGAUUCAUGCAAAAACGAAUUGCGACGGUUUUAAACCACAGGGAAUUACGUUCCCAUCGAGUCAGAUUCAGAGUGUUCUCCUGAAGGAUUUCUAUGAAGAGUGCAAAGUAUCACCAUCUUCAUUGGCAUAUCUUGAGGCUCAUGGUACUGGUACGAAGGUGGGAGACCCUGAGGAGCUGAAUGCAAUUGAAGCCAUCUUCUGUCCUGGUAGAAAAGAACCACUGAAAAUUGGCUCAGUUAAAUCUAACAUUGGGCAUGCUGAGCCGGCUAGUGGGAUGGGUCAAAUUGCUAAAGUUGUUAUUGCCAAUGAAACUGGCAUUAUUCCACCGAAUUUACAUUAUAAGGAGCCACGUGAGGGUGUCAAAGCGCUUGCAGAUGGAAAACUAAAGGUUGUUAUUGAACCAACGCCUUGGAGUGGAGGAUACGUUGGUAUUAGUUCGUUUGGCUUCGGUGGUGCCAAUGCCCAUGUUUUGCUCAAGUCGAAUCCUAAGGAGAAGAUCAAUGGUGGUGCACCUCAGGAUGAUCUGCCGAGGCUCGUUAUUGCUUCCGGAAGGACUGAGGAUGCUGUUGAAACCAUUUUGGCAGAUGUCGAAAACCGUCCUGUUGACAUCGAGUACGUUCGCUUGUUACACGAUCUCCACGCAGAGAACCUUGCAGGUCACCCUUAUCGAGGCUACACGAUUCUCGGUGGCUCAAGACUCGGAAAUAAGCUUCGAGAAAUCAAGCACUAUCCAGGAACCACAUCGCCAGUUUGGUUCGUCUUCUCGGGAUUGGAGUCCCAGUGGCCAGCGAUAGGGCCGUCUCUUUUCCAAUUCUCAGUCUUCACAAAUGCCAUAACCAAAUGUGAUUCAAUUCUCAAACUUUAUGGAGUUGACAUCCUCAGUAUCCUGACCAGUACUACCGGAUUGACUUGCGAUAACAUCUUGAAUUUCUUCGUUGCAAUAUCUGCUAUUCAAAUAGGUUUUGUUGACCUUCUAACAUCUUUAAAUAUAAUUCCUGACGGUAUUAUUGGACACUCGUUUGGAGAACUGAACUGUGCCUAUGCAGAUGGUUCCCUGACACUAGAGCAAACGAUUCUGGGAGUAUAUUCCUUAGCUCUAGUUUUAUCAGGAACGAGCACAAUUAGCGGUUCAAUGGCAAUAGUCAAUCUUGGUUACCGAGAGCUUAAGAAUCUCUGUCCAUCAGACAUCGAAGUCGUCUGGCACAACAGUCCUGAAAGGUCUACUCUGAGUGGUCCUGCAGAGUCGAUAAAAGUCUUUGUCGCUCAUCUUAACUUAAACAACAUCCGUGCUGAAGAAAUUCCCUGCGGCAAUAUCGCUUAUCAUAGCAGGCACAUUGCAGGUAUUAGAUCGAGGCUCUUUGCGCACCUGCAGAAAAUUAUUCCAGAGCCUAAACCUAGGAGUUCGAAAUGGUGCAGCACAUCUGUACCUCAAUUCCAAUGGGAUUCGCGGCAGGCCAGACUGUCUUCCGCUGAAUAUCAUACAAAUAGCUUUCUCUCGUAUGUACUUUUCGAGGAGACGUCUGCAUUAAUUCCUGAAGAUGCUGUCAUCAUCGAAAUUGGACCGCAUGGGCUCUUCCAAGAUGCUCUGAAGAGAUCUGUUAUUUCCGAAACCAUCCCUCUCACUCAAAGUGGAUAUGAAAACAGUGCUGAAGCCAUCUUACAGGCAAUUGGAAAGCUGUAUGAUGUUGGACGACAACCGCAAAUUUGGAAGCUUUACCCUGAAAUCAAAUUUCCAGUGUCCAGAGGGACUCCUAUGUUAUCUCCUCUCAUUAAGUGGGAUCAUUCGGAGAACUGGUACGUUACAUCCUACCAGGAACAAGAGACGAUCACCUCUGGAGAAAGAACCGUGGAGUUGACACUCUCAGAUGAGGAUUAUGAGUACAUGGGAGGGCAUGUUAUCGAUGGACGAAAUCUUCUACCUGCCACAGGGUACUUGACGCUCAUCUGGGAAACUGUGGGGAUGUUGAGGGGGAAAUUGUAUACAGAGGUUCCGAUUAUUUUCGAAGAUGUUAAUUUCUUGAGAGCUACCACGGUUUCUAAAGAACCCGUGAAGAUUACUCUUAUGAUCCAGAAAGGAACAGGGAGAUUUGAAGUAAUCGAAGGUGGCGUAGCAGUGGUCAUUGGAGUUGUGCGUUCUACAGUAGAUGCCCAAUCGGAGCAACUGAAAAUACCCAUUCCAAAUGAAGAUCAACCUGAAGAGCUGGAAACUAAGGACGUAUACAAGGAGUUCAGAUUACGUGGAUACCAGUACUCUGGACUAUUCAGAGCUAUUAAGAGUGCCACGUUGGAUGGUACCAAAGGGACAAUCCGUUGGAAUAGCAACUGGGUGGCGUUCAUGGACAACAUGCUACAGAUGAUGCUUCUGGGGCUCGACACAAGAAAUCUGCUGGUGCCUACGAAAAUUCAGAAACUCGUGAUUGAUACGAAGGAACAUUCUCGACAGAUUCGAUCGAUGCCAUACGAUGAACAAGAACUGAAAGUCCAUGUGAACAGAAAACACGACAUUAUCACUUCUGGAGGAAUUCAAAUACGCGGGUUACAAGCAAGUUCAAUAUCUCGGAGGAAACCACCAGGUGAACCAGUCUUGGAGACCUAUAGUUUCAUUCCUCACAGAGAUUUGGAAUCAAAAAUUUCUCUGAGAGAAGCGAUUCGUUUGGCGGUACAUCUCUCUUUAGAGAAUCACCCCAACAUCAAAGUCAAGACCUUAGAGCUACUGGAGGCAGGAGAGAAAUAUCAUUCUGAAGAGCUUUUCUCUGUUCAUAUAGCAGAAACUCUGGCAGAUCUCCCCAUGAUCCAAUCAGACGUGAAUAUAGUCACAGCAGAGAAUCUCUUUGAGACAGCACUACCCCAAAACAUCAAUAUUAUAGAGGCCAAAAAAUUAACAUCAGAAACCAACGCUCUGCUCUUAGCUGGUCGCGAUCUCCUGCUACCUCAAAAAAAUGCCACUUUGAUUCACUACCUCUCAACCCUAAGAGAUGGUACCUUCAUCCUCGCACUCGAGUCCUCAUCGCCAGAAAACAUCAGGUUAACAUCGAAGAAACACGGUCUGCAUAUGAUUUUCGAAAGAAUCGUUGAUAGGUGCAGGUUCAUUCUCCUUCGGAAAAUCGAUAAAAUCCCCAGGGAUAUUAUCAUCAUUCAGGUUAACAAUGAAGAGUUCUCUUGGCUUGACAAGUUGAAAACAGCCGUGAAGGCAGAAACUGAGCAUGAGAUGUCAGGAUCGUCUAGAAUUCUGCUGGUAGGAGAUAAAACGUUUGAGAAUGGUCUUUUGGGUCUCGUCAACUGUCUUCGAAGGGAGCCUGGUGGAGGACUAGUCCGAGCAGUAUUGAUUCAGGACUCAAAGGCGCCAGGCUUCUCACUCUCAGAGUCUUUGUAUGCUGACCAAAUGAAGCUAGAUCUUGCAGUCAAUGUUCUGAGACCAGGAGACAUUUGGGGAUCAUACAGACAUCUUCCCCUUCUAGCUCCUACACCACGUCUCCUCCACCAUGUAUGGGCGAAUCAGCUCAUAAAAGGUGACCUCAGUUCAUUUCGAUGGAUGGAAGGACCAAUCAGACCAAACUUCGUAGAUUCUGAUCUCAUUAAAGUCGUCUAUUCACCGAUUAACUUUAAGGACGUCAUGAUAGCUACUGGGAAACUGAAUGCUGAUGUUUUUGUGAAGACUAGGAGUGCAGCAGAGUGUCUUCUCGGAUUUGAGUAUGCUGGGAUAACGACUAGUGGUUCCAGGGUCAUGGGUAUCAUUAAUUCUUAUGCUAUGACUAAUCUAUUGAUUCAUGAUCCGAAUCUCACCUGGCCUGUGCCUGAUUCUUGGACUCUGGAGGAGGCAGCCACUGUUCCAUGUGUGUAUGCUACUUGUUGCUAUUCUCUAUUCCUCCGUGGAAAGAUGAAGAAGGGAGAUAGGGUUCUCAUUCAUGCUGGAUCUGGUGGUGUUGGACAAGCAGCUAUUCAUCUUGCAAUUUCUACUGGAUGUGAAAUCUUUACGACUGUUGGUACUGCGGAAAAGCGAACAUUCAUCCGGAAAACCUUCCCCCAGAUUCCUGAAGAUCGCAUUGGUAAUUCUAGAGACACUAGUUUUGAGCAAAUGGUGAUGACUCAAACGAAUGGGGUAGGUGUUGAUAUUGUUCUCAAUUCGCUUGCUGAAGAUAAGCUCCAGGCUUCGGUUAGAUGUCUAGCUGAAGGGGGAAAGUUUUUGGAGAUUGGAAAGUUUGAUAUGGCCAAUAAUACUCCUAUAGGAAUUUCUGCUUUCAUGAAGGGGAUUAGUUUCUAUGGGAUAUUGGUAGACAAGGUAUUUGAGGCUCCUGUAGAGAAGAGGGAAGAACUUCAUCAACUCAUGCAAAAAAUACUGGAUGAGGGUGCCAUUAAACCAUUCAAUGCUACCGUUUUCCCGAGGAAUCAAAUCGAACUUGCUUUUAGGUAUAUGGCUGCUGGGAAACACAUUGGAAAGGUGGUCCUCAAAAUUCAAGAUGAAAUUAAUCUAGGAGAGAAAAUCUCAGCCUUUCCACGAUACUAUUGUCGGAAAGACCAUUCCUAUAUCAUUCUGGGGGGUCUCGGUGGUUUCGGUCUGGAGUUAGCCGAUUGGCUGAUAUUCCGUGGUGCUAAAUACUUGGUCCUAACAUCUCGUUCAGGUAUCAAAAGUGGGUACCAACGAAUACGAAUUAAGCUGUGGAAGAAUUACGGUGUUAAAGUCACUAUUAUCACUGGGAAGGAGGCUUCAAAUAAAAAGGAUUGCGAAGAGAUCCUUUCGAUAGCAUCGAAACAGGCUCCAGUAGAUGCAAUCUAUAAUCUCGCAGUUAUUCUUAAAGAUAGUCUUUUGGAGAAUCAAACAGUAAAUUCAUUUGAAGAGUCCUUCAAGGCCAAGGCUUGGAGUACAAGGAAUCUUGAUCAAUUUUCUAGAAUAUUGUGUCCAGAACUUCGACAUUUUGUCGUCUUCUCUUCAGUAUCCUGUGGGCGUGGGAAUGUAGGGCAAACAAACUAUGGUAUGUCCAACUCAGUUAUGGAGAGAAUCUGUGAGAGACGAGCUGCUGAGGGCCUUCCAGCACUUGCAAUCCAGUGGGGAGCUAUUGGGGACGUCGGUCUCGUUGCAGAUAUGCAGGAUAACGAUAAAGACCUUGUGAUUGGAGGCACCCUUCAGCAGAGGAUAACAUCCUGUCUUCAUGAACUUGAUGGUUUCCUCAAUCAGAGUUCUCCAAUCGUUGCAAGCAUGGUGGUUGCUGAAAAGAGAGCUGGUAAUACUGGUGCUCUUAAUGUCGUUGAUACUGUACUUAAUAUCAUGGGUCUCAAGGACCUGAAGGCGGUUGGCCAUCAUACAUCAUUAGCUGAACUUGGGAUGGACUCUAUGAUGACUGUGGAGAUCAAGCAAACAUUGGAGCGUGAGUUUGAGAUUUUCUUAACUGCGCAGGAUAUUCGUGGCCUGAAUUUUUCCAAAUUGAUAAGCAUGAACUCGAUGGAUAGCGAGCUGAAAAAAGCGACUACGGAAGUGACAGAGGAAAAGACACUCAUGGGGAUGAAGUUCCUUAUUAGACUGCUUGGAGAUGAAGAAGGAAUGAAAGAAACUUGUCUAAAGUUGCCUACGAAACAAGAGAGUGGAGGGCAGAAGGUAUUCUUCAUUCCAGGACUUGAAGGUUGCGGCGCUGUAUUCAUGAAUCUUGCUGGGAACAUUAUGGCUCCUGCUACUUGUUUACAAUUGAAUAAUAUGGGCACAGAGUAUCGUUCAAUUUCAGAUAUGGCAGAACAAUUGUUGCCUUACAUCUUGAAGAAAAACCGAGGGAGAAAACACUUUGUUAUUGUUGGAUACUCGUAUGGAUCACUUGUUGCCAUUGAAUUGAUGAGAAAAUUGGAGGCCAGAAGUUGCUGUGGCAAAAUAAUCCUCAUUGAUGGUGCUCCACUUUACAUGAAAGCCAUCAAAGAUCAGCAAUUACUGGCAGAGAACAGUGAUGCGCUCCAGACAAAUGUUCUCGUCGGCAUGGCUGAUACCGCUCUGCCCGAGGUCAGUAGAGGAUUGUUGAUGGAUCUCAAGAAGUGUAAAUCUUGGGAACAAAAAUUGGAUGUCUUCAUGGCACGUGCACCAGCUGACACUCUGGGAAUUUCAGCUGAGCAACAAAGAAAAAUUUGUACCUGCAUUUAUAAUCGAUUACUGGCACUUGAUAAUUACGAUAUUUCUAGUCUUCCCUGUUUGAGAUCUCCAAUCACUCUUCUGAAACCGACUCAUGAGACUUUGAAGAAUUUACCUGCAGAUUAUGGCCUCAGAAAGGUAACCAGCGGGAAUUUGCAGUGUCACACUCUAGAUGGAAAUCAUGUGACAAUACUUGAUAACCCAGAGGUAACAUCCAUUAUAAAUGAGGAACGAGCUGAGUAUAUAAUGCCAAUCAAAGCUAGCAUCAUUGAAAAUGGAGUGAUCCUCAACCCGGCCUACGAUGCAAAUUGUAACAAAACGGCUAGUUGAAUGAAGUGGAAUAUUCCUUUGAUCUGUAUUAAUUCAUGACAACAUAAAUAUUUUCAGGUUCGUGGCAUGAAAAAUUCAAUAGAAAAACCUAGCGCAUUUACUAGGAAAUUCUAUUGGACUUUUAUAAAAAAAUUCCAUCAAUUUUCUAGAAAAUAUCAAGACAUUGAAAAGACGCAUAAAAAAUUGCGAAGUUUCUCAAAGAACUAGUAGAAAUUCAACAGAAUUUUCCGUACGUGAUAACGUUUUUAGAAUUGAAAAGUAUUCACUAGUGUAAACAUAUUUUACACGAGUAAAUAACUUAGUCAUU
This is a messenger RNA of Diachasma alloeum, 7537 nucleotides long. RefSeq names its product fatty acid synthase. Gene Ontology annotation, biological process: fatty acid biosynthetic process. The transcript has 10 exons. The coding region runs from base 1 to 7230 and encodes 2409 amino acids. The record is from RefSeq and is a predicted model, not a curated record. Gene Ontology annotation, molecular function: fatty acid synthase activity; 3-oxoacyl-[acyl-carrier-protein] synthase activity; oxidoreductase activity. NCBI's taxonomy places the organism in Eukaryota, Metazoa, Arthropoda, Insecta, Hymenoptera, Braconidae.